AUGCAACUCCGUGCCGGAUCCGAAACGAAGGCCGUCGUGGAUCACGUGGCAUGUUUCCUGGGGGCGACUGCGUCUCGUCAGCCUGCCCGUUGGCGUGAUGGACAUAGGGUGAUGAACAUAGGGGGUCUCCACGCCCAGAUCCUUGGUUCGGCGGGGUGGACGAAGAAGGCCGAUCUCGACCUCAACCGCCCGAUUGGGUGGAGCCGCGUGUUUUACGACCAAGGUUUUACGGCCAAGCUCAAGCUUGUUUGGUGGCUGACAGUCAGCGGUCUUGACCGGCGGGGACGCAGUGCCAAAGGGCUCCCGUGGUGA
Gaeumannomyces tritici R3-111a-1 is the source of this 312-nucleotide messenger RNA. RefSeq lists its product as hypothetical. The transcript has 2 exons. Lineage: Eukaryota; Fungi; Ascomycota; Sordariomycetes; Magnaporthales; Magnaporthaceae. The record is from RefSeq and is a predicted model, not a curated record. Bases 1 to 312 code for a protein of 103 amino acids.